Lithohypha guttulata is the source of this 4002-nucleotide messenger RNA. RefSeq lists its product as uncharacterized. The record is from RefSeq and is a predicted model, not a curated record. Bases 1 to 4002 code for a protein of 1333 amino acids. NCBI's taxonomy places the organism in Eukaryota, Fungi, Ascomycota, Eurotiomycetes, Chaetothyriales, Trichomeriaceae. The transcript has 2 exons. Gene Ontology annotation, molecular function: protein heterodimerization activity.
AUGGCGAUGAAGUAUGGCCGUCUGGAUGGCUUCGACACACCACACAUCCAAACGGUGCGAUCACCUAGUCUUUCGAGUGACAUGAUGUCCAGCUCAGCCAAGUCGAACGUUACUAGCCAUCUGGUACCAUUCGUGAACCCACCACCCGCUUAUUUCGCUCGCGGCGAAUCCUCCGACCUGAUCUCUACCGAGUACGAUAGGAAGGUCGACAUCUCGCAGUCGGCCCUCACCCUACUAAACGAAUUCUCUGACCAUGUGUUAUACUGUAUCAUCUCUACUUCACACUCGGUCGCUUUAGGACAAUUGAAGGCUGCAGUCCCCGCUGUGCUAAAACCAAGGCUAGGCAAGUCGGCGUUACGCUAUGCUGAGGAAGAGUUAAAGGACUAUAUUGAAGACGAGGAAGCUGAGGAACUAUACUCCAACCAGAACUCUGUCCAAUCCGGAAGCCAUUUUGAUCCGGAUCUGGUCUGGAAGCUGGCACGGUUGAGAUGCAUGGUAUAUGCUCGACUGGGUGACUUCGAGGAAGAAGAUGAGGAGGAAUGGCUUGAGAAGGAGCAGUUGCUCGAUCGGGCUGCAGCUUCGCCUGCCGAAGCACGUCAGUCAAUGGCUGUUACACCUGGUGCUGCUAUCUUUUUGACCUCAAUCAUUGAAUACCUUGGAGAACAAGCUUUACACUAUGCUGCGCAGUAUGCACAGAAACGUCACGACAAUGCUCGCGGCCACGACAACAUUGCACAAACGCCACAGAUGCAACUCGCCGCCAGGGAUGCUGAUAUCCUGCUAGAUGGGAAAGACAUGAAUCAUGUUGGCAGGGACAGUCCUCUCUCGCGUCUAUGGCGUUCGUGGCGGCGAAAUACUCGAGCUCCUGCCCUUGGUCCACGCUCCCUGUCGCCAGAGGUAACACAAUCGCCAGGUCAAGGUUCAUACUAUAGCCAAACCACAAGCAGUAAUGCCCGUCCAUUGAUUCACCCUAUAUUGGAAGAGAAGAGACAAUCUACAGCGGCAAUGCUUGGUGCUGCUAAUCCUUCGGACGUCCCCCUCCUUGAAGCAGAUGGCAACCUUGAAAAUGUUAUGCACCAGCAAGAGGAUGACAUGGAGGUCAGUGGUGGCAGGCCUAUGAGUAUGCCAACGCUGCCGGGCAAAUACUUAGAAGACGAGGAUACGAUGUACAACCUAAAUGACGAGGAUACGCCUUACUUCCAAGAACGAAGCCCCUUGAGGCCGACCUUCGAUCGCACUAGAUCUAAUUCUGUCCCCGCCAUGAAAAUACCUUUUACAGCCACACCAGAUUCGCCUAGACGAGAGAAUAUCGUUCCGCCGAUCGAGGUUCACGAUGAGCGUCGUGAACCUCAACUGUACUUAUCGAAUGCGGGUUAUACCUUCUCGAACGGUACUGCCGACCUGGAGUCGCCACAAGCAAGACAGCGAGAUUUGACUAUCGAAACGGCCAAAGACGAAAAGCCAGUGCGACCAAAAGCUACACCCUCAUCAGAAGAACUAGAUGCAACAGUGGGUGUCCUGGCAGGUGCUCUGAGUGCAGUCGGUGUCCACCAUGUCGGUCGAGUUCAUCAGCAAGCGGAGAUCGACCCGUCUCGAACAACAAGACAACCUCUUGCAAGCGCAUCAAUCAAAGCAGCGCAGGACUCCGACAUGGUAUACGCUCCUGGUGGUCGACGCGAGCGACCUAAAUCCGAUCUUGAAACAACAGUGCCUGGACGGCGUAGGUCGAAAGAUCCUUACGAGCAGAUCAAAGCACGACAGUUGGAAGAGCACAAGCGUUAUUCUCAGCAGUCACACGAGAUGAAUACACCUUCCAUAUAUUCGCAUCGAGAUCAUUCGCCAAGGUUUCCGCAUGAUAUGCGACGUGUUUCAGCACCAGUAAACGGAUCUGAUUCGCCUAUUGAGGAAUACGCAUCAGAGGAGGACAGGCGAGACCAUCCAGAACCUCUAUACGUACCAACACCAAACGAGAACCAGAGUUUCGAUCAACAACCGGACUACCCGUUUGUACCAAGAGAACCACCCACAAGCAGCAUCGCUCCUGGUUCGCCAACCUCGCUUUCGAGCAGCAAAUAUUCCAAUACAGAGAACAUGGUCAGCAGUGAGCCAGCCCCAGGCCUACCUCAAAUUCUAUACAAGCGCCAAGUCUCAAUGGACGAAGGCAAUGCAGGACGAGCACGUGGUCAUUCCAAAUCUUCCUCCAGCAGUAGUCGAUUACUCGGGUUCACUAGAGAUGCUAAUGGCCGACCACAAACAAUUCACCAGCAGAUGGCAGCUGGUGACAUGACAGACGAUGUUCGACGGGCUCACUCUUCGACGCCUACUAGCAUGAACAAAGCUCGACCUGAAACUGCCCAAUCAGGCUCGUCUGAGAAGCGAGGACAUCUGCGACUUCGUGCAGAUUCAGAUAACAAUAUUAUCAGAGGCAGCCCUGAAGAUGAGACCCAUAAACGAAGUCUUGAAAUGCUCAUUAAAAGCGACGAAACCCUUCUGGUUUCACUGACCCCACCUGUCGCCGCUUUCAACAGAGACAUCAACCAUACUCCAAGACGAUCUCAAACACAGGAUCUUGCAGACUUCAUCAGGAACACUGCCCCACCAGGGCAAGAGAAACCCCCAUCUCACCCUACAACACGAUCGCGAAACGUUAGCAUGGAUGCGGGUCAAGCGCCGCAGGUUGGUAUGGGUCAGGGAGAGCAUAAGACCGUGCCUUCAUCCAAAGAUAUAGCCAUUCAAACCCCACCAAGACCAGCCUCGAAACACAAAAACCUCAUUGGUGAACCUAGAGAUGCCAAAUUUGAUCGCACAAACAGUAUCAGAGAUUUGGCAGAUUACGCACGUUCUACUGGACCAAGCAACGACGACCAGUUACCGAAAACGUUUGGUAACGUAAAUGUCACGUCUGCCCAGGGCGAGGUGCCGCCAAAUGCGACGGUUGGUACUGGUCCAUCAUCUCCUAAGGCGGCUCGCAAAGUGUCCAACAGGUUGCAAGCGCGAGAUCCAAGGCCGUCUCGGCAUGCGGAAUCGUCGGCACUAAUAGAUUUCAUUCGAGAAGGUCCACCUCGAGCACCGGGUGAACAUCGAAUCAACCGACAUAUUGCACCUUUCAGGACAACAAUGGACUCUGAUGACCUGAAUGGGCUGGUCUCUUCAAUGCCCAAAUCCUCCAGUGAAGGACCGGAAGCUGCCUCAACGGCUACAAGAAACAACUCGAAUACACCACUAGUUAGGAACGAGGACCAAAUCAAUAUGUCGGCACAACCUCGUGCUAAUCGACAGCCAAGCAGCGACGAUGGCAUGCCGAGAAGAACUCGGAGGCGUGUAAAGGAUCCCUACGACCUUGGAGAAAGCGAUGACGACGAUCUCCUCAACGUCGUACCACCAUCAAAACAGACUCAAGAGGAGUCUUUGAUGGACUUUCUUCGCAAUACGGCUCCACCACCCACCAUGACUGCCUUGCCAGCCAUGCCCAGAGACCAUUUUAGUGAAUCGAAACCGACACUGAAUCACACUCACAGCAUGGACAAAUUAAGAGGCCUUGUCCGUAACAACCGCUCGGCGGCGUCUGCCACUCAAGAUACACCAAAACCACGCACUUACGCCCAAACUGUAUCUGCACAAUCUCGAGCCCGAGCAGACUCUCCACACCUCACGCAGACAGGCUCCAAGUUAGACGUCUAUCGUCCAACUCAAGCAACACACGCUUCACACGUUGAUCGCAACCGUGCGAGCAGCAAACAAAUACGUGCCUCAAAUUCUAUGAGUCACAGAGAGCGUGGCUCUCAAGAUACCACCUCGAGCACGGCUGGACGAAGGGAUGGCUCGACCGCCUUCGAUACAGGCGACCUCGCUAAUUUUCUACUGAGCACUGCUCCACCUCCAGCAACGCAGCAGGAGGUGCAGCCUUUUAUAAUUAAUGGUCGGCCUAAUGGAAGUCAGCUAGCGAACAAUAAGGAGGGAGGUGGAUUUAAAAAGUUCUUUAGUGUAAAGGGUAAGAAGUGA